Messenger RNA from Blastomyces gilchristii SLH14081, 2442 nucleotides. Its product is annotated as oxysterol binding protein. NCBI's taxonomy places the organism in Eukaryota, Fungi, Ascomycota, Eurotiomycetes, Onygenales, Ajellomycetaceae. The record is from RefSeq and is a predicted model, not a curated record. Gene Ontology annotation, cellular component: intracellular membrane-bounded organelle; membrane; cytosol. Gene Ontology annotation, molecular function: oxysterol binding. The transcript has 4 exons. The coding region runs from base 612 to 1946 and encodes 444 amino acids. Gene Ontology annotation, biological process: endocytosis; piecemeal microautophagy of the nucleus; exocytosis.
UCUCUUUUUUUUUUUUUUUUUUUGUAUGUGUCUCUCAGGUAUCGUCUCUCAGGUAUCAGAUAUGAUGGAGUGAGAAUUGUGAGAGACAGCUGAAAAUAUUCCAGUAUAGCUGGUAAUUAGUUAUAGGGGCAAGAGUAUGUCCUGAAAAGCUGAAGAGGAUAUAGCUGUGAAGCUGUGAAAAUCAUUUUUCAUGAUAGUUAGUGUACAGAGUAUAAAUGUUUCAAGAGCAGAUAGAGAGAGCAACCAGAGUUGACUAUUGGCCCGGAACAAGUACUCUACAGGUAUCUUUGAGCUGGGAAACAAUGGGAACACAAGCAGGCGACUGCUCAGCUGUGACCCAGUAGUGACUUCUAAGGCCUUUGUUUUGGGGGAGAAAAGCUUGGCACGCUGCUGGACCCAACCAACGCCGACUCAGCUUCACACUUCCACUCCCAGACUGCAAGCUCUCACACAUACACACACAUAUACAUAUACACACAUAUACACAUUCUCUCUCUCUCUCUCUCUCUCUCUCUCUUCACUAGCCAUACUAUUCUUGUCGUAUUCUGUAUCUUACCCUCGCUUGGCUAUCUUGGUUUUGUCCUCGCCUGCGUAUCCUUAUUCCCCCAACCAUGUCCAGCCCGAAAGAUGAGGGGUCUGGAGUCCCCGCUAGCAGUCGAGGGUCCUGGUCCUCCUUUUUAAAGUCAAUCGCUUCUUUUAACGGCGACCUCUCCUCCCUGACCGCGCCCCCUUUCAUCCUCUCCUCCACCUCCCUCGUCGAAUACUCCGCGUACUGGGCCGAACAUCCAAAGAUCUUUAUUGCCCCGGCCAAAGAACCCGAUCCCGAAAAGCGGGCACUUCUGGUGUUAAAAUGGUUCCUUAGCACCCUCCAUCAGCAAUAUUGCACCCGCAGCGAGAAGUUGGGCAGCGAAAAGAAGCCGCUGAACCCGUUCUUGGGCGAGCUCUUUCUAGGCCGCUGGCAGGAUGAUGGCGAUGUGGGAGAGACACGGCUUGUUAGCGAGCAAGUAAGCCAUCACCCGCCGGUAACGGGUUAUGAAAUUGAGAAUGAGAAGCAUGGUGUGCAGCUCCAAGGAUACAACGCCCAAAAAGCUUCCUUCUCGAGCACUAUAAACGUGAAGCAAAUAGGUCAUGCCAUAUACUCCCUUACCCCGCAACCCACCGCAGACAACCCGUCCCCAAAACGAGAAACAUAUCUCAUAACCCUCCCUUCACUACACAUCGAAUCCCUAAUCUACGGAACCCCCUUCGUUGAGCUCAACAGAUACACUCAGAUAGUCAGCUCAACCGGCUACGUCUCCAAGAUCGAAUACUCUGGCAAAGGCUGGUUGAGCGGCAAAAAGAACUCCUUCAGCGCCAUCGUAUACCACGAGAACGAUGGAGAGAAGAAACCCCUUUACACAGCCGAAGGCCAAUGGUCCAACACCUUCGUCAUCAAAGCCGUCAAGGGCAAAAAGCAAGAAAUCAUAGACAAAUACUGCGCCAAGACAGAAAAGACUACCCCACUCACCCUCGCCCCGCUGGAAGAACAAGACCUGUACGAAUCACGGCGGGCGUGGAAGGACGUCGCCGCCGCCAUUGCCCGGGGGGAUAUGGACGCCACCUCCGUCGCGAAAUCAAAGAUCGAGGUCGCCCAGCGCCAGCUGCGCAAGCUCGAGCGCGAAGAGGGCCGCGAGUGGGAAAGACGGUUCUUCAAGUGCAUCGAGCCCAGUGAGGACGAUGAGGAGUUCCUCAAGUUGGCAGAGAAGCUGGGCUGGGCGGAUUCGAAGGGGAAUAAUAAUGCCGGCCUCGAGUGUGAUAAGACGGGUGGUGUGUGGAGGUUUGUGCCUGAGGCGGCCAAGGGGGCGGUCCCGCCGUACCAUAAGGAUGGGGGACGGGGCCUGGGGUUGGUGGCGGAUGAUGCCGCUGCGGAGGGGGUUGAGGAGGUAGAGGUGAAGGAAGGUGAUUGAGAAGUGAAAAACGAAGGGGGCCAUAUUAUUAUUAUUGUUUAAUCUGGGUCCCCUUUUGGUUUUCUCUUAGUUCUCGCUUGCGCCGUUCCUCUUAUCCUGCCGUCCCCCCUUCUUUUUCUCUUCUCUUCUUUUUCUAUACCUCCGUUUUCAAUUCUGGAUCUCUAUUCCAAUGAACCCAAAACAACACCCGGCCGCCUUAAUUCAUUUCCCUUUCUCACUCUUCUACAUAAAAUAAUCUUCUUGGCAUGGUUGAAAUCCUCCAGAUGGCGAUUUUCUUUUCUUUUUUUUUUUUAACCUCUCCGCUAUUCCCAAUCAUCCGAUUCCAGAGCCCCGUUUUUGCAUUUGCAUUUGUUUGCAUGGAGGGUUUUCCAUUUUAAUUUAUAUAUGGUUUAAUUUAUGUCCGUUCCCUUUCUCGUUCAUACAUAUAUAUUCCCCCUCCUCCCCUCCCCCCACCACCCCCCCCUGUUUUAGACAGACCGAAGAGCGAAGAGACUGG